Nymphaea colorata (pocket water lily) is the source of this 686-nucleotide messenger RNA. Its product is annotated as 60S acidic ribosomal protein P2-1-like. The record is from RefSeq and is a predicted model, not a curated record. Gene Ontology annotation, biological process: cytoplasmic translational elongation. Bases 122 to 466 code for a protein of 114 amino acids. Gene Ontology annotation, molecular function: structural constituent of ribosome. NCBI's taxonomy places the organism in Eukaryota, Viridiplantae, Streptophyta, Magnoliopsida, Nymphaeales, Nymphaeaceae. The transcript has 4 exons. Gene Ontology annotation, cellular component: ribosome; cytosolic large ribosomal subunit.
ACGCUUAAGCAGCCCCCAGAGGCGCAGAAGAGAGAGAGAGCAACGGAAGCAAGAAGAAGAGGAGCAGCUGCUCUGCGGAUUCUCUCCUCUUAGAUCCUCUUUCGGUCCCCGUGAAGCAGAAAUGAAGGUGGUCGCCGCUUUUUUGCUGGCCCUUCUCGGAGGGAACGCUCAUCCUUCCGCCGAUGACAUCAAGGAUAUCCUCGGCUCAGUUGGGGCUGAAGCAGAUGACGAGAGAAUAGAGUUUCUCUUGAGAGAGGUCAAGGGCAAGGACAUCACCGAGCUUAUUGCGUCCGGGCGCGAGAAGUUCGCCUCAGUGCCCUCAGGAGGCGGCGCCAUUGCCGUGGCCCCUGCCGCUGCUGGCGGUGGUGCAGCUGCCGCUGCUCCUGCCGCCGAGGCCAAGAAGGAAGAGAAGGUCGAGGAGAAGGAAGAGUCCGACGAUGAUAUGGGCUUCAGCUUAUUUGAUUGAGGGGCUUCUUCACGUUUUGGUCAGCUAUUCGGGAAGGUGAUGGCGGGUGUGGUGGUAGAUUAAGACGGAUUUUGUUAGAAUUUAGUGUGUCGAAAAAAUUAUCUGAGUAGUUUAAAUGUUUUCUAUGCUGGACCUUGUAAUUCUACAUUUUUGUGGACGUAAUGUUGUUAAGAAAUGACACUAAUUUGUGGUGAAAUGGGACUGCCUUUAUUUUUUUUUA